GCGCCGCUGGCGGCGGUGGCGGGCCGUGCUGACGUCAGGCGCUGCUCUGCCCCGGUCGCUCCUCUGUCGGUGCCGCUCUAUCCGCCAUGGCCCGCACCGAACAGGUCCUCGUACUCGAGCCGCCCAAUGAGCUCAAAUUCAAAGGACCUUUCACAGAUGUUGUUACCACAAACCUGAAACUGAGUAACCCGUCAGAUAAAAAUGUAUGUUUUAAAGUGAAGACUACAGCUCCGCGUAGGUAUUGUGUCAGGCCUAACAGUGGAAUAAUUGAUGCAGGAACUUCAAUCAGUGUUUCAGUGAUGCUGCAACCUUUUGACUAUGACCCGAAUGAGAAAAGCAAGCACAAAUUUAUGGUUCAAUCCAUAUUUGCUCCGGCAGACUGCCAAGACAUGGAAGCAGUAUGGAAAGAAGCAAAGGCAGAUGAAUUAAUGGAUUCUAAGCUGCGAUGCGUCUUUGAGAUUCCCUCUGAGAAUGAGAAAACAUGGCGUCCACUACGCGCGAAGAGAAAUCAUGAGCUGGAGAUAAAUAAAGUCACUUCCACUUCGCUGAAAACAGAAGCUUCCAUGAUGUCAAAAUCAACCAGUUCUUCCUUGGAUGAUUCAGACAUGAGGAAAGUAAUGGAUGAUUGCAGGAUACUUAAGUCAGAGGUUCAGAGACUUCGUGAGGAGAACAGACAGUUAAAGGAGGAUGACGGACUGCGAAUGAGGAGGAUGCCUCAGAUGGGUAACCCUACACCAUCCAGCAACGCCAUGAUGAAAGAAGAAGGACCAGCCGCUCGAAUGAUUGCCAUGGUUGUCCUGUUCUUUAUCCUGGGGACAAUUAUAGGGAAACUGGUGUUGUAGGAAGGCAGCAUGCUGGUGAUCUGUUAGCUUGGGUUGUUUUUUGUUUGAUCUGCCAUAUCAUGGGGUAGAAAUGAUUUCAUGAUCGAAAAUUAAAAUACAAAAAAACACUUUAAUGUACAGCAUAUCACAGGUUCUUGCCUUUCAGUUACCCCUUUGCACAACAAGUACAGAAAGAUAAUUGGGAGAAACCUUGUAUUAAUUAUAAAAUUGUACAGUUAGUUGCACACAGAUCUCAAGUUAUUGGCAUGGGGGACGAGGGAGAACAAAACAUUUUGAUGUGGUGACGGCAUAUUCUAGGUGUCAUUUUAAUCAUGUUAGAUAAUGGUACCUGUCACAGGAUUACCUCUUAAGUACGCGGUAUGAAUGCUGAUGCUGCCUCUAACAUCUGGUGUGUAGAAGUGGACUGGCUGGCUGGGAGGCAGAGUCGAACAACUCCAUGUAAUAUUUCCACAGCAGCCCUUUCCUUCCCCAGCCCGACAGGUAAAGAGUUGAAUAGUUUCCAUCAUUGUGGUCUUUCAGAGUGGCCCGUGUCAAGGUUUAGAACAAAAACUCAACAAAAUAUUAUAAUGGCUAGACCCAUUUAUUCCUUAAGAUGUUGUCCCAUGCUUAUAUUUGACAAAUAAUUAAAGGACUUCCUGUAUUCCAUUUCACACUUAACACGAGUAACUAAACUCCAGUGCGGUUUGUUACCUGCCAUUAGCUCGACCCGUGUUGGGAGCUAGGUGGGCUGACUGAAGACCAUUGCUGCUGAGAACUGCAUUGUGGAAUAGUCGUCUCCACAUAUGCCUUAGGCACUACAGUGAAAUUAGAUGUGUACUAUCAGCUUUGAUCAUCCAACAUUGGAAUACAGCAGUCGGGCAACUAUUUUGUAUAUAAUUAACUGUUUAUCAGAAAGAUUACAAUGAAUAUUAGUAGUUAAAUAGUCUAUGCCGUAAUGACCAAUUCUGUUUGGCUAUGUAGCAUCUUAAUAAAGCCCAAAUUUAAUUGAU
Messenger RNA from Amblyraja radiata (thorny skate), 1831 nucleotides. It is a transcript of the gene vapb, whose product is annotated as VAMP (vesicle-associated membrane protein)-associated protein B and C. Gene Ontology annotation, molecular function: FFAT motif binding. Gene Ontology annotation, cellular component: endoplasmic reticulum membrane; plasma membrane. Gene Ontology annotation, biological process: endoplasmic reticulum membrane organization. The record is from RefSeq and is a predicted model, not a curated record. NCBI's taxonomy places the organism in Eukaryota, Metazoa, Chordata, Chondrichthyes, Rajiformes, Rajidae. The transcript has 7 exons. The coding region runs from base 87 to 842 and encodes 251 amino acids.